Messenger RNA from Aplosporella prunicola CBS 121167, 1088 nucleotides. RefSeq lists its product as uncharacterized. The coding region runs from base 47 to 772 and encodes 241 amino acids. The record is from RefSeq and is a predicted model, not a curated record. Gene Ontology annotation, cellular component: nucleolus. Gene Ontology annotation, biological process: ribosomal large subunit biogenesis. The transcript is spliced from 2 exons. Lineage: Eukaryota; Fungi; Ascomycota; Dothideomycetes; Botryosphaeriales; Aplosporellaceae.
CGGGCGGACAAGACUCGCUGCACGACACAUACAGCAAACAGGCAUCAUGGGUCGCGAGCUGCAGAAGAAGAAGAACCGAUCUGGCUUGGCCAAGGUCACCAAGAAGCCCAAGUCCAAGAAGAAGAUCUUGAGCAACCCCAUCAUCGCCGCCAACUGGGACCAGAAGGAAACCCUCACUCAGAACUACCGCCGCCUUGGUCUGACCACCAAACUGAACCGCACCACUGGCGGUGUGGAGCGUACCGCCAAGACCCUCGCAGCCGGUCCUUCCAACAACCAGCCCGCCGCCGCUGACGGCCCCCUCGCCAUCAAUUCCAAGGCUGCUACGAACAUUACGCUGGGCGAGGCGCGGAUCGAGCGGGAUCCGGAGACCGGCGAACUUCGCGUCGUCGACGACAGCACCGCGCGUAAACCCAAUCCGCUCAAUGACCCACUGAACGACCUCGACGACGGGGAUGAUGACGAAGAGUGGCAGGGCAUUGCGACGGAGCAUGACCUAGCGCCCGUGGGACGCAAGGCCAAGUCUGCUGCGUCGGGCUCUGCUAACCCGGUCAUUGCGCAGCUCGAGGCGCACGCGGCGAGUGGCGUGCGCAAGGCGCCGCGGAAACAGAGCGAGCGCGAGGUCGAGUGGGUUGAGAGGCUGGUCGCCAAGUACGGCGAUGACUAUAGGAAAAUGAGCAGGGAUAUGAAGCUCAAUCCCAUGCAGCAGACGGAGGGUGACAUCAAGAAAAGGGUCCAGAAGUGGAGGGCCAGCCAGGUGGGAGAGCAGUAAGAGUUGUCGUUUUCGUUUGACGUUGCGUCGGGUCCUGUUCGACCCGAAUGGCGAGCGGAUGUAUCGCAUUGGACGGCGUUUGAGGCAUGGCGUUGGACCGGUACGCGAAGAGAAGGAUGGUUUGUAGGAAGGGACCCAUCCAGCCGACCGCAUGCGCCCUCGCAAGGACUGCUGCGGCAUUUUUUCUCCAUUUUGAUGUUCUUCAGGCACGUAUGGCCAUUUGUUUCCGCAAUCCACACGUCGCGCAUUUUUCCCAUAAUUUCGAUACUUCCAACGUCGCUUGCCGCCAUGUGGUUGACAGUAGUAUGUAUGAGCC